Molecule: messenger RNA, 639 nt
Organism: Nicotiana tabacum (common tobacco)
Lineage: Eukaryota; Viridiplantae; Streptophyta; Magnoliopsida; Solanales; Solanaceae
Source: RefSeq, a predicted model, not a curated record
CAAAGUACUCAUCCCCACUCCUCCUUGAUAUAAUUAUUGCUUUUUAUUCCUAGUAAAAGAUUCUUCCUUUACCUUAACAAAUAAUUUUAGAAGAUUGGAUUAUUACCUGAGAGAGAUAACAAGAAAGGCUACAUAUACUAAUUAAUUACUCAUCUUCAUAAUUUUAAUUUGGUUUUUUUUUUCUUCUCAUGGAUGCUGAUCAGUCCAACUCAGACUCUUUUUCGUCAUCAAAUCUAAGAAUCAUCGUCCAGGAAAACCCUUCAGAAGCCCAACUCUCUGAAUUAGGCAUAAAAUCUUGGCCAAAAUGGGGUUGUUCACCAGGGAAAUACCAAUUAAAAUUUGAUGCAGAAGAGACAUGUUAUUUGUUGAGAGGGAAAGUGAAAGUGUACCCAAAGAACUCAACAGAAACAUCAGUGGAGUUUGGAGCAGGGGAUCUUGUGAUUAUUCCCAAAGGACUUAGUUGUACUUGGGAUGUGUCUGUUGCUGUUGAUAAACACUACAAGUUUGAUUCUUCUUCAUCCUCCUAAACCUUGAUAUUAUUAUUUUUUGUUAGGAGGAAACCCGCGACCGCUACACUUGAUGCGCACCGGGUAAACCUCCUUGUGUAGUAGCCUGCAAACACUACAAUUUCUAUUUUAA